Messenger RNA from Heterocephalus glaber (naked mole-rat), 1111 nucleotides. RefSeq names its product C-C motif chemokine 4. Gene Ontology annotation, cellular component: extracellular region. Gene Ontology annotation, molecular function: chemokine activity; CCR chemokine receptor binding. NCBI's taxonomy places the organism in Eukaryota, Metazoa, Chordata, Mammalia, Rodentia, Bathyergidae. Gene Ontology annotation, biological process: positive regulation of GTPase activity; antimicrobial humoral immune response mediated by antimicrobial peptide; inflammatory response. The record is from RefSeq and is a predicted model, not a curated record.
GUUCCUGUCUAGGCUCACACUCUGUGUUUGCUAUGGACACUACAGCUAACCUGGAAAGACUGACGCGAAGCCUCCAGGUUGUGGCAGGGCCAACCACCAAGAGCAGUUUGGUUCUCUUCCACCAGCCCUUUCUAAAAGCAGGUGUGAACCUUUCACACUUCCUCUCAGAUCCGCAGUCCCCAGUCACUGUCAUUGGUAUACCACUUCCCUCUUAGGCACAGCCCACUUCCCCCCUCCAGCUCCCUCCUCUUUCUUCUGUGAUGACAGCAUCCUGAGGAAGAGAAGUUGUAAGGAAGACUUCACUUUCAGCUAGCUGAAGUUUCCCUAUUAGUGCUGUGACAUCAUCCCUACCCUGGAAAUUCCACUCAUCCUCCUGUGCCCCCACUUCUGGCCCAGGCUUCAGAGUCCCUAUAAAGAGGGGGUCCCAACUCACAGCAGCACAGGACACAGGUUCUGAAGCUUCUGAGCUCUGCAGGCUCAGCUCCACCAAGCCUCUGAAUUCUGCAAUCUUGUCUCCACCAUGACCAUGAAAUCCUGCAUGAUGGUCCUCACUCUCCUAGUGAUCGGAGCUGCCUUCUGCUCUCCAGUGCUCUCUGCACCAAUGGGCUCAGACCCUCCCACAGCCUGCUGCUUCUUUUACACCCAGCGGAAGCUUCCUCGAAACGUUGUGACUGAUUACUAUGAGACCAGCAGCCUCUGCUCCCAGCCAGCUGUGGUAUUCCAAACCAGAAAGGGCAAGCAAGUCUGUGCCAACCCCAGUGAGCCCUGGGUCCAGGAGUACGUGGAAUACUUAGAACUGAACUGAAUUCCUCAAGCUCAGAGGCAUGAUGUCUUCAGGGAAGGUCACCUGGGCCCAGACACUUCACGCUGAGAUGCGCCGUGUUCUCCAAGCUGACAAUGCCUCUCAGUAGUUUCUGUCCCUUCUCAUAAUUUAUUCUUCAGUGUGUGCUCUGUUAUUGGAUUCAGUAUCAUUUUUAUUAUUUAUGCUUGACCAAAGGACACGUCUCCCAUGGAGAUGGUCCAUCAUCAUUCUCUUUGUGCUAUUAUGCAUACAUGGAAGGUGCAGUUGAUUCCAUGAAUUUUCAUAAUAAAACUUUUUUUUAAAAUGGAA